This is a messenger RNA of Komagataella phaffii GS115, 1674 nucleotides long. RefSeq names its product Protein required for the assembly of box H/ACA snoRNPs and for pre-rRNA processing. Gene Ontology annotation, molecular function: RNA binding. The record is from RefSeq and is a predicted model, not a curated record. Bases 1 to 1674 code for a protein of 557 amino acids. The transcript has a single exon. Gene Ontology annotation, biological process: box H/ACA snoRNP assembly; pseudouridine synthesis; ribosome biogenesis. Gene Ontology annotation, cellular component: sno(s)RNA-containing ribonucleoprotein complex. Lineage: Eukaryota; Fungi; Ascomycota; Pichiomycetes; Pichiales; Pichiaceae.
AUGAGUGACAAUGAUAUUUGUCAGCCAGACAAGAUAGCUUUUGGUGAAGACGAGAAACGAGAUACGAAAGCAAAUCUUAUACCAGAGAGUCUGCACACUGCUUCAACAAAAUCCGAUGAAAGUGUAAAGGAUUUAUUUCAAUUAGCGCCAGAGAUACUUGAUGUACACCAUAAAGAAGAGCAAGAAGGAGACGUUGCGAUUGAAUCUCAUGAAAACAAGGACGAUCUUGAACCAUUCCUUCUUCAAAACAAUGAUAACAUGGUCCAACGUAAUACAACUAGUGAUGAUCGGAUAUUUGUGGGCAUUAAAGGAAGCAACCCUUCUUAUUCCUCAGACGAUUGUUCUGAAUCUCUUGAUCUUGAAUCAAGUAGUAAUGAAAGUGCCAACUCAGAUCAAGAUUCGGAUCUGGAUUCAGAGUCAGAGUCUGACUCCGAAUCUGAAACAGAGUUAAACUCGGUUGAAGCCAACGACCUAAUCCAUGACUCCGAAGAUGAAACAUCCCCAGCAAUUGGGCCCAUUAGAUCGAAAAAUGAAGUUGUGGAUGAAAAGGCUCCUGAAUUGCCCAAAGAUUUAGUUAUUGACGAAGGCACUCCAGUAGAAUUAAUUGGUGAAAUAAGCGCUUGUGUCGAAAGAAGUGUGGUUAUCAAGGCGUACGCAUCAGGUGAAUUCAGAGUUCUCAAAGAAAAUUCUGUACUCUGCUUGGAAGAUAGAACUAUUCUGGGUCCUUUAUUUGAAAUUUUUGGAAAGUUGGAAACUCCUUUUUACAGGGUGAAAUACAAUUCCGUUGAAGAAUUUGAAAAUUUCAAACAUAUGAAGGGCACUAAAGUUUACUAUCUAGUCCCGCAAUCAGAAUUUCAAUAUACAGAGAAAAUAAAAUCUGUAAAGGGAACUGAUGCUAGUAAUUGGCAUGAUGAAGAGAUCCCCGAAGAAGAACAAGAAUUCUCUGAUGACGAGAAGGAACGAGCAUUUAAACAGUCAAAGAAGAAGAAAAAGAACAAGAAUAAGAAUAAGACUGCCAGGGAUGAAGAUAAGAAUUCUAGCGAGCCAUCUGCGAAAAGGAGACAGAAUCAAGUACCAAACGGAUAUACCAACUUUACUCAGUUGCCAAUCAAGUAUAGUUUGCCACAAAACUCUAAAGUGGAUCCGUCGGUGCAGCAGCAAAUUCUUCCUACCACAACUCAAAGACAUGCACUAUUGGAAUCCCAAAGUCAACCUCAACUCACAAGUCCAAUUCACGCUCCAGAACGGCGAUCAAUCUCUUCUCAAUCUCAACUUCACUUGCAACAACCGUCUCAUCCUCAAUUUGUACCUCAUGACCAUAGUAUUGCACUUACACAUCCUCAAAAUUAUUCACCAAAUGAACCUUCACUCAAGAAUAUUGAAAUGAAUUCCGCUUAUGAUCAAACUCCACCACAGCAGGCUUAUUAUCCUCCCCAGCCAUAUGGAAUUACUCAAACUCACAGUCAGAAUAAACAAGCUCUUCAGAAUGGAAUGAGUCUUGAUACGGCGUCCAUGAGCGAAUCUGAGCUGAAACUGCAACUACAAAUGCAAUUUCAGAUAAUGAACCAGCUAGCUAGCCAACUAAACCAUCAGCAACAACAAAACAGCAGAUACACAACCGGUCACUUACCCCCGUAUAAUCAAAGAAAACAACCUCCUCCAGGGAAUAAUUAA